Molecule: messenger RNA, 1350 nt
Organism: Colletotrichum truncatum
Lineage: Eukaryota; Fungi; Ascomycota; Sordariomycetes; Glomerellales; Glomerellaceae
Product: golgi complex component
Biological process (GO): intracellular protein transport; cytoplasm to vacuole targeting by the Cvt pathway; Golgi organization
Cellular component (GO): cis-Golgi network; membrane; COG complex
Source: RefSeq, a predicted model, not a curated record
AUGAUUCUCGACUCAUACUCGCUCAUCCCUAACAUUCACAGGGUGGUCAACGGCGCAUAUGAUGAAUACGGUCUUCCGAUUGCCAGCGUUGCUAAGGACAUCUACUCCAACACCGUCAGCAACCUGUUCCAGGCAUACCUAGCUGUUCGAGAUCGCGACCUGAAGCCCGUAGUGCAGCAUGACUUGGACGAGUUCAAGAAAGAGAUCAAAGAUCUUUCUGUAGAAACAGCCUCGAGAAACUACAUAAAGCAGACUUUCGAACGGGCUUUCAAUGAGUCGAACUUGUUCGCCAAGAUAUUCAACCUGGAUUUGCAAUGGAGUUCGGAUCCCGAGUCUGCCUAUGCGGUCCUCAAGUCUAACAACAGAUCACUGGUGAACCCUGCCAAUCUCGUUCACCUGGCCACGAACCUGCAGGUUGCGCUGCAAAGUACAGACUUGGAUACGAUCUGCAGCGUUGUUGGCUGGCUGACCAACGAGUACCUGGUCCUCGACUACGAAGAGGAAGAGUCUCCUUUUGCACGCCAAUGCCGAGAGCUCAGCGCCAGGCUGUUGACGGAGCAUUUGUGGGUGUUUACAGACAACUUCUUCGAGGCGGAGAUUACGAAGACCGUUACCAAGGCUGCAGUGAAAGACGACGCUCUCACUAUUGGGCCUGUUGUAAACGGUGUCUCUUCGUCCAACGCCUACCCAACGGUUAAGCAAGCGCUGAAGCUGCUUUCCAUGUACGACCAGGCCAUGCCAAAGGAGCGAAGCCAAAAAAACAACACUGUGGUUUUCAAAAUAGUCCGGGAGACGAUUCACAUCCUUCAACGCGCCGAGGCUCGCAUAAAGUCCAUCAAGGCUGGCACAGACCCCGAUCUCUUCAUGGUCAAGAACCUUCUUAUCAUCAAGAAUGAGCUCGUCUCACUCGAGAUCGGCGAUAUCCGCAGCGACGCCGCUGCCAUGCAGCAUUUCGGUCAUAUCUGGGAGCACUUGAGCCCCCAGAACUGGGUCGGCUUCGUCAGCAACAUCAUUAGCGUCGGAUCGCUCUGGUCGCGUGGCGGCACGCAACAGCCAUCCGUCACGGCUAAGACGCUGACGGUCGAGGAUAUGAGCGAGCAGUUGGAUGAAUUGCUGAGGCAGUCCAUUGUCGCUUUCACGCAGCGCUGGGGCAAGUUGACAAAUGACGCGACUGAGCGAAAGCCGGGUGUGAAGCCGAUUGGAAAGGUUGAGAAGGAACUGGAAGAACUGCUGCAGAGGGCUUUUAGCAACCAGCCCGAGGUUAUCGGGAAGCUCAAGGAGGCUAUUGAGAUUAAUGCACAAGCGCAAGGGGCAGCAAAUGGCGAGAAAAAGGGCAUCAGACGGUACUAG